Molecule: messenger RNA, 788 nt
Organism: Acanthopagrus latus (yellowfin seabream)
Lineage: Eukaryota; Metazoa; Chordata; Actinopteri; Spariformes; Sparidae
Product: 5-hydroxyisourate hydrolase-like
Exons: 4
Coding region: 124-543 (139 amino acids)
Biological process (GO): purine nucleobase metabolic process
Molecular function (GO): hydroxyisourate hydrolase activity
Source: RefSeq, a predicted model, not a curated record
CACAGUAUGCACUGUGUACUGCCAGACAGCAUGUGACAAAAACCUGAUGCCGUUAAUAAAACCAUAAAAUUGAAAUAUUGGUUAAAACUGCUGACCCAGUUUGGAUUUUAUCCAUCAGUGCAUAUGAGUGCCAAAAGGCUGCAGCAACUCAAGGGUCAUAUUUUGCCUGAAAAUAAGAUCACAGCAAUGGCAGGCUCACCUAGUCCUCUGACCACCCAUGUACUGAACACUGGGAUGGGUGUUCCUGGCUCAAACAUGGCCCUCAGUCUUCAUCGACAAAACCCCUCGACUAAAGUGUGGAGUUUGAUAACCACUGGGACCACUAACGAUGAUGGACGCUGCCCAGGACUCAUCACAAAAGAAGCGUUUACAGCAGGAGUGUAUAGAAUUCGUUUUGAGACUGCUCAGUACUGGGAGAGUUUAGGAGAGACGUGCUUUUACCCGUAUGCUGAGAUUGUCUUCACUAUAAACAACUCAGACCAAAAGUACCACAUUCCCUUGAUCCUGAGCCGUUUCUCUUAUAGCACAUACAGAGGAAGCUAGAGAGCAGGGGUGAUGGUGCUCCUGAGGGACAGAACAUUCAUCUCUUGACAAGCUCCACUUGAAUUGCUCCUCCAUUUGAAUAAUGAUGUUAUAAUCAAUAUAACUUGUUCGCAAUUAAACAUUAAACAAAAAACUGAGGUUGUUUAUUGUCAAAUGUGUUUUCUUUUUCAAGGCAUGCAGGCGAAUCCAUCUGAUGAACUUUUUUCAAAGCACCAUCUCUCUUUUCAUAGCUGAGUGAAAUUCAC